Puntigrus tetrazona (Sumatra barb) is the source of this 2864-nucleotide messenger RNA. RefSeq names its product UDP-Gal:betaGlcNAc beta 1,4- galactosyltransferase, polypeptide 1 (gene b4galt1). The record is from RefSeq and is a predicted model, not a curated record. The transcript is spliced from 6 exons. The coding region runs from base 168 to 1271 and encodes 367 amino acids. Gene Ontology annotation, molecular function: cytoskeletal protein binding; beta-N-acetylglucosaminylglycopeptide beta-1,4-galactosyltransferase activity. NCBI's taxonomy places the organism in Eukaryota, Metazoa, Chordata, Actinopteri, Cypriniformes, Cyprinidae. Gene Ontology annotation, biological process: protein N-linked glycosylation; carbohydrate metabolic process.
GACGUCUCUUCACCGAUGCCGAGAAAACAGCUAAUAACAGCGUCCAGACGCGAUCGAUAUCACAGAAAGUUUGAGGAAAAAGGAUCGUCCCUCUCAUCUGAUGAACCACGACGAGGCAGGAGUGUUUCUGUUCCUUCCAGACUUUUGUUCUUCGUAGUUUCGUGAGAAUGCAGGAGUCGGGGCUCAGCGUGGGUUUCUUCACUAAGUCCUGCGUCGCGCUCGCGUGCCUCUGCGGGGUUCACCUCAUCGUCGCGCUGUUUUUUUAUUUGAAAGAGUCGCCCGCAAAAUUCACCAGUUACCGCAAAAUUCAAAUAAACUCUGAUAUAUUCACUUCUCAAGCUCAUAGGACAGCAGCACUCGUCCAGUAUGACAACGGGACGGAGGUAAUUAAACUAAUUUAUUCUAAUGGAUCUGUCAUUAAAGAUGACGUACAAGAUCCCGCGGGACUGGAACACUGUCCCGAGACGUCACCGCUUUUGGUGGGUCGAUUGCGAGUUGAAUUUUCAGAGCCUGUAAAUUUGGAUAUGGUGCGUAAAGACAGUCCACGGCUGGUGAUGGGCGGCAGGUAUAAACCCAGCGAUUGCGUGGCUCUGCAAAAAGUGGCAAUAAUCAUCCCGUUCAGAAACAGAGGUGAACACCUGAAGUACUGGCUUUACUACCUUCACCCCAUCCUACGGAGACAACAGCUUGAUUAUGGGAUUUAUGUCAUCCAACAGGACGGAGAGGGGACAUUCAACAGGGCCAAACUGCUCAAUGUGGGUUACGUAGAGGCGCUAAAGGAGUAUGAUUAUGACUGCUUCGUCUUUAGUGACGUAGACAUCAUCCCCAUGGACGACCGCAACACCUACAAGUGCUCCAGCCAGCCGCGCCACCUCUCUGUGUCCAUGGACAAAUUUGGUUUUAAGUUACCAUAUAAACAGUAUUUCGGGGGUGUAUCGGCAAUGAGUAAAGCACAAUUUCAAAAGAUAAAUGGUUUUCCCAAUAACUACUGGGGCUGGGGAGGAGAAGAUGAUGACAUAUUUAACAGGCUGGUAUUUCAAGGCAUGAAAAUAUCAAGGCCGAGUGGAGACAUCGGUAAAUGCAGAAUGAUUCGUCACUCAAGAGACAAGAAAAAUGAACCAAACCCACAGAGAUUUAAGAGAAUUGCUCACACGCGACACACGAUGAAGACGGACGGCAUCAAAUCGCUCAGUUACAAAGUGGUAGAUGUAGAUAAAGACCUGCUUUACACCAAAAUCACAGUGGACAUCGGCAAGCCAGGAAACUUCUAGAGCUCACAAGAAACAUUCAGCUCACUGCAACUCAUCAGAGAUCAUUAAACUGCAGAGCUGUCUCUGAACAACAAAGAAAACACUGUUGGAAAAACUCUAAAGUCUAAAUGAAAGACACUCUUCUGAAGGACACAUUAAGUGAAAGAACAGUGUUUUUGAAAGUCGUGUUUUUAAUAUUCCCGAUGGGCAAACUUAGACUUAUCUGGAAGCCUUAUAUCCCUCUUAAUUGUCUGUUUCCGACUUUAAUGAAUAAUAUGUUUGUAAAGCUUCUAUGCAGAGCAGCCAAAGAAGAUCACGCCUCAGGGAAUAACUGACUACUGUGAAUUCCCGCUAACAAAAACCCGCACAGUCAUACAGACAUUUUAUGGGAUGACAAUUCAAUAUGUUCACAUAUUCUGGUAGUAAGUAUGCAUCAGUAGUUCUUUUAGGCUGCCUUUAUAUUAGUGCCCAUGUUACUUUGUUAACUACUUAAGUGCUGAGUUAUACUAAAGGGACAGUUCUCCCAAAAAACUAAAAGAUAUUUUGAAGGAAUGUUGGUCACCAAACAUCUGACGGUGGUAUUAUUUUCAUACCGCAAAUGGCUAAUUUGGUUACCCUACAUUCUUUAAAAUACUUUUUUUUUGUUCAAAAGCAGAAAGAAACUGAAAAAAGAAACAGCUUUGGAACAACUCGAGGGAGAGUAAAUGAACACUAUAUUUAAUACAUUUCAAAUACAAAAAUAUUGUUUUACAAUAUCAUACACCUAACAGACACUCUUGUAUAGAUUUCUUUUUUCAAUAGAACGUAAUUUUGAUUGGUGGAGGUGGAGUGUUGCGUUUCAUUAGGCAGUAGGAUUCACUGAAUAUUGAGUGAAAAUGUUUUUUUUAGAGGGGAAAGCUGUAGCUAAAUAAAUAAACAAAUCAUGAAACAUUUUAGGCAUCUUUGUAAUGAAGUAAUAUUGUGAAAUAUCAUUAAAAUUUCAAAUAUGUAUUUUUUAUUUGAAUAUAUUGGAAAUGUAAUUUAUUGCUGACAUGUCAAAGCUGACAUUUCAGUGUCACCUGACCAUUUCUGAAUAAAACUAUACAUUUUUAUUCACUUUUAUUUACUUUCGAAAUAUAGUGUAAUGCGAUAAACGAGAACAAACUUAAUAUCAGCUAAUAAAUCAACACAAUAAGACUGUUUCGGUUUGCUAGUGGCCCCACAAUGCAAUCAAACAUUCUUAUGAAAUAGAAUAAGCUACUAAUUAACAGUAUUAGUAGCUAGUAGUGUUUGUAAACAUUACCGUGUUUUUCUCAGAGUGCUGAAAAUAUCCUUGUCUCGUGCUGGUCUCUGUUGGAAGCAGGGCAGUCACUGAACUUUCGGCCAGAGAUGGGGCUAUAUUUAAGGAGUAGUUAUGAGUAAAUCUUUUGAGAUAUUGGAUUGCACAAUCCAGAGAGAAGAAAACAAGUAUAACAUCAGAAACAUAAUAAACAACCCCAUGAUUCACCACUUUUUCUUUAAUUUCUCAAAAGAAAAAACUUUUUUUUUUUUAAUUGAGUCUAAAUACUGUAAAUGUUUAGGAUAAAGUAAAGCCAAAAUCUUUGUGAAAAUGUUCUUGUCCUUAAAUAUGGUGAC